Molecule: messenger RNA, 6939 nt
Organism: Suillus clintonianus
Lineage: Eukaryota; Fungi; Basidiomycota; Agaricomycetes; Boletales; Suillaceae
Product: P-loop containing nucleoside triphosphate hydrolase protein
Exons: 14
Coding region: 1-6792 (2263 amino acids)
Molecular function (GO): ATP hydrolysis activity; helicase activity; ATP binding
Source: RefSeq, a predicted model, not a curated record
AUGCUCCAAAAGGCUGUCCGAGGCAAACAAUCAACCUCAAAACUCCCGGAUAUCGCAGUAUGCGUUAAUAAGAUAGUAGGAGAACCAAAAGGCCCCUCUAUUGUGCAGGAGGCAAUGCGACUGCACUUGUCGCCGGAGUUUAUGAAUGGUAUUGGUGCUGACGUUCUUGUAUAUCUUCUUCAGGCCACAAGCAUCAGCAGCAACGUGCUGGAUCACCUGUUCGUCCAAAUCGUCGAACCAGAUUUUUUCUGGUCGGCGUUUAGUCACGCUUUCGCUCGUGGAGAGUUACUCGAAAAAGCUCAACUUGCCUUCGCUGGCCUCCUCCUCCGGCUGUUGAACCUCUCGAACCACGACACAGCGCCCUAUCGUGAACUAGCUGGCAGGCCAAAUGUCCUCCCCGAACUCACCGGCUCUGCCAACUUGGAAGUCCGGCUUAUUGGAGAGAAGAUUAAGCAUAUUCUUUCGACAUAUGGCUCAUCAACCCCUCCCUCGGAUGCCAAUGGCCCAGGCGGACGACAUGACAACGACUUUGUCAAUUUUCGCGACAUCGCUAUCCUUCCCACAGCCGACGAAAUUGGAUCUAAACAACUACCAUUCUUGCGCCGUAGCUCAGAGUUGGAGGAUGAAUCCGGAGAAAGCACUCGCAUCGCGGAUUACCUCGACAAUACAUUUCGCCUUCUUCGUGAAGAUAUGAUAGCGGAGUUGAGGGAAAAGCUUCAGGCGCUGGAUGGAAAGAAUGUCGAGCGCCACCGCGCCAGUUGGAUAGACGGUGUUACACUCAAAGGCGUUUACCAUGGUACUGAUGAUCGCAAGAUGUUGUGGGGAAUAACAUUGGAGUGCGUCCAUGACCUGCCAUCUCUGAGGCGUAUUCCCCCGAAGGACAGGAGAAAGUAUCUCACAGAUGAUUAUACUGGCUCCAAGAUCCUUCGUCAUCAAUCACUCGUUUGCUUGGUGGUUGAUAAGGAAGUGGUCGGCUUUGGCACUGUGAACCGAGUGGAAGAUCUCUUGGCCCGCAACCCCCCUAUUGUCGUUAUUCAACUAGACGGGCGGGCGAGUACAAGCAGAACCAUCCUCCGGCUCCGCACUGCCAAAAACGCGAAGCUCCUACAGAUUAACACCGCUCUCUUUGCUUUCGAGCCGGUGCUCAAGGCAUUGCAGAAGAUGCAACAUAUCCCAGUAUCCGAUGAGUUGUUGUUCUGGAAGAGUGGUGUUACUCUGCAGAGUCCCCCGCAGAUGGCUGAUACCAUUAUCACGGCCAUCGAAGCCAACCAUUCUGAAAACUUGCAAUCCUUACUUGAGACUCCCGACCCCAUACAUUUGGAUCGCUCACAAGCUUUGUCGAUUCUUUCUGGCCUGACACAGAGGGUGUCUUUGAUACAGGGUCCUCCAGGGACCGGAAAGUCGUUUGUGGGCGCCCUCUUAGCCAAAGCUUUACACGACUUCACUGAUCAGACGAUUCUUGUUGUCUGUUAUACCAACCAUGCUCUAGACCAGUUUCUAGACGAUCUUCUCAAAAUCGGUAUUCCUGACGACCACAUGGUUCGACUCGGAGGAAGAGCCAAACCGCAGCUGGCGCAUCUCAACCUCGUCAGUCCUAACCAGAGAACGGCCCAGCCCCGGCGGACUAAGGCGGAUUGGACCAUGAUCGACGAAUUCAGGACCAGAUCUGAUGAUCUCAGCCGCCGCCUUGACAACUCUGUUGCGAAGUUCCUGACAAAUAGGAUUUGUCAUGAGGAUAUCUUAACGCAUAUCGAGUUCGAGGAUGAAGCUUAUUUUGAAGCUUUUCGCGUCCCCAAGUCAGAUGACGGCAUGGUUGUUGUAGGCUGGAGACGUCGGGAGAUUGAUUCCACAUAUCUCAUUGAGCUAUGGGACAGAGGCCGCGAUGCAGGUAUCUUCAAAAACGCAGCUCACCUGCAAACAGGAGAAUCGGCUCGCAUUUGGGCUACUUCCUCACCCGUCCGUCAGAACUUGUUGGCGAAAUGGACGCGCGACAUUCAGAAGCAGAUGGUAGAUGACAUUGACGAUGUUGGCGAAGACUACAACAAUUGUCAAAUAGAUCUGACCCGAAAGUGGAACGAGUCAUUGGUCGCAACGCUCAAGGCAAAACGGAUCAUUGCGUGUACAACAACAGGAGCCGCGAAAUUUGCCGAAGACCUUCGAGCUGCCGCUCCCGGCGUUGUUCUUGUGGAGGAGGCUGGAGAGAUUUUAGAGAGCCAUAUUCUGACCGCUCUUGGCAAAAACACAAAUCAACUGAUCCUCGUUGGAGACCACAAGCAGUUGAGACCCAAAGUCAACAGUUAUGCCCUCCAGGUCGAGAGCGGCCAAGGAUACGACUUGAAUAUGUCACUCUUCGAGCGCCUUGUUCUGAAAGGAUUCCCUCACACUACUCUCACCGAGCAACAUCGUAUGCGGCCUGAAAUCUCCGCACUUAUUCGCGAGCUCACAUACCCGGAACUGACCGACGCCGCCAGCACUCGAGGCAGAGGUGAUAUUCGUGGAAUCCAAGAUAAUAUUGUCUUCGUCAACCAUGCUCACCCUGAGGACCAUGAGGGCAGAGUCAGCGAUCGCAGCGAUCUUGGUUCUGCGACUUCAAAACAGAACUCUUACGAAGCCGGCAUGGUUUUGAAGAUUGUCCGGUACCUCGCUCAACAAGGUUAUGGGACAGAUAACAUCGUUGUCCUAACGCCUUACCUUGGGCAGCUAUCCAAACUUCGGGAAGCUCUCAAGACAGACAAUGACCCGGUGUUGAACGACCUCGACUCUUUUGACUUGAUUCGUGCGGGGCUGCUCUCUCCCGACGCUGCAAAGGCAUCCAAAAGGAAGAUAAGACUGGCUACUAUAGACAAUUAUCAGGGAGAGGAAAGUGAUAUCGUGGUCGCUAGCUUGACACGAUCGAAUUCUGAUGGCGUUAUCGGCUUCAUGAAGUCCCCUGAACGUUUGAACGUUCUCCUGUCUCGGGCCCGUGAUGGUUUAAUUCUUAUCGGCAAUAUGGUCACGUUCGAGAACAAGUCCCCCCUUUGGCGUCGUCUAUUUGAUAUUCUUAGGCAGGCGUCACACAUCUAUGAAGGGUUUCCCGUUAAAUGCGAGCGUCAUCCUGCGUGCAAAGCCAUUCUGCGAGAUGCCAAAGAUUUCGAUGAGCGAUGUCCAGAUGGAGGUUGCACGGAGCCUUGUGGUACCAUGCUUAGUUGCAACGUGCACCCUUGUCCUUCAAAGUGCCAUCAGCUUUUCGAUCACUCCAAAGUACUUUGUCAACAAUGGCUAUUUGGAAAUUGUGCGGCGGGCGUCCACAAAGUUGCAUGGGAAUGUCAUCGAGGGCCGCACACAAAAUGCAUUGCAUGCGAGAUUAAUACAGAGCGCGCUGAAAAGCAGUUACUGCGCGAUGCAGAACUCCAGCAGAAACGUGAUGCCGAGCAAGCUGCUCAUGAUACGCGAAUGGCUGAAAAGGAUGCAAGACUUAAAGCCGAGGUCGAAGCUAUUGUAGAUGCUAAUAUUGCGAAGCACAGAGAGGCUAUGCUUAAACAGAAGGAGCGAGAGAUCGAAGAAGCAAAAGUUCGCGCGCAGAAGACCACAGGUUCUUCAAAAGACGGUAGUUCAAAUGCAUCCAAGCCAACAUCCUCUCCCUCCCAACAAUCCUCCCAACAUUCGUCUGCUCCAUCGCAACCUCCCGGUGGCCAAUCAAGCUCUGCCGCUCGCAAUGAUUGGGAGUCGCAGAAGAGGCUCUUGGGCGAGCAGAACGAUGCGAUUGAUAGCAUUAUGGCGAUGACUGGAUUGGAAGGAGUGAAGUCGCAAGUUCUACAAACCAAGGAGAAGUUAGACUUGAUGAAACGCCAGGGAGUUCCUGCGAACAAGGAGCGUCUGAAUCUUGCGCUCUUGGGAAAUCCAGGGACAGGGAAGACGACGGUCGCAAGGCUAUAUGCCCAGUUUCUCGAAUCGAUACAUGUACUUCCAGGAAAUGCAUUCAAGGAAACCACAGGAGCAAGUCUGGCACAUGAUGGCGUAGGAGGUGCAAAGAAGCUCAUCGAAGACGUUAUGAAAGUCGGCGGUGGUGCCAUAUUCAUCGACGAGGCCUAUCAGCUAGUUAGCGCACAGGGUGGGUCCGGUACCGAUGUCCUCGACUUCUUGCUAGCGGAGAUGGAGAACCGCAUUGGAAGCCUGGUUUUCAUCCUUGCCGGGUACAGCCGUCAGAUGGAGAAAUUCUUCAAUCAUAAUCAAGGUCUUCCGAGUCGUGUCCCGCAUAGAUUCACCUUCGAGGACUACACUGACGAAGAACUUCUUGAUAUGCUCGCUGAUCUGGUGGAGAAACAGUUUGGAGGCCAGAUGAAGGUCGAAGAGGGCAUCCGUGGUCUUUAUGGUCGAAUCGCAGUCCGACGCCUAGGCCGUGGCCGCGGCCGCGAAGGGUUUGGAAACGCCCGUGCACUGCAAAAUUUGUUUGCGCAGAUACGUCAGCGACAGGCUGCGAGAGUAGGAAAAGAGCGCAAGAGCGGGUCAUUACCAGACGAUUUCCUGCUCGUGAAGGAAGAUCUUAUUGGUCCCAAUCCAGACUCCGUUCUUCCGAACUGCCCUUCAUGGAUAAAGUUGCAGAACCUCACUGGUCUUGAAUCCGUGAAGAAAUCUGUCAGCAACCUCUUCAACCUUAUUCGGGCGAACUAUCAUCGCGAAUUGGCAGAAAAGCAGCCUCUCGAUAUGGGCCUUAACCGGGUCUUCCUGGGCUCUCCGGGCACUGGCAAGACCACUGUCGCCAAACUUUAUGGUCAAGCACUGGCGGACCUAGGGUUUCUCAGUAACGGUGAAGUUGUGGUGAAAAAUCCUUCAGAUUUCAUAGGGCAACAUCUCGGGCACUCUGAACAGAACACGAAGGCCAUCUUAGAGAGUACUGUCGGAAAGGUUCUAGUCAUCGACGAGGCAUACAUGCUGCACAGUAAAAAUGGUGGUUCCCAGGACCCCUAUAAGGCCGGCGUCAUUGACACCAUGGUUGCGGAGAUACAGAACGUACCAGGGGAUGAUCGUUGUGUCUUGUUAUUAGGAUACAAGGAGCAGAUGGAAGACAUGUUCAAGGCAGGUGCACGACUUCAUAAUCAAGAGGAUGUCAAUCCUGGCUUUGCUCGGCGUUUUGCGAUUGAGGAUGCAUUCAUGUUUGAAGACUUCACUGAGCCUCAGCUACAGGAAAUAUUUGAACGCAAGCUAAAGGAUCAAGACCUCAGUGCAACGGCGAAAGCUGAGCAAGUAGCGCUUGGUCUUUUGAGCCGAAGAAAGAACCGUCCGAACUUCGGGAAUGGAGGAGAAGUGGAAAACAUGCUGACUUUUGCAAAAGAUCGAUAUUUAAAGCGGCAGGCAUCGCAAUCUUCCGAUAUGUCUAUGUCUCUGGACAUCGUCUUCGAACCAGAAGACUUCGACCCUGAUUGGGACCGUGAUCAGCGUGCUGCAGCGAACUUGACUCAGUUGUUCGAAGAUAUGGUUGGGUGCGAAGCUGUUAUACAGAAGCUGGGAGAUUACCAAAACAUGGCGCAAGGGAUGAAGGCAUCGGGACUGGACAUGCGCAAGCAAAUACCCACCAGCUUCAUCUUCAAGGGACCAUCUGGAACCGGAAAGACGACCAUCGCAAGGAAAUUUGGUCAAGUUUAUUAUGAUAUGGGCUUCCUCGCAUCGACUGAACUGGUAGAAUGUUCGGCGUCGGAUCUCGUUGGGGAGUACGUUGGCCAAACAGGUCCCAAGACGAAGAAACUUUUUGAGAAGGCCAUCGGCAAAGUCCUUUUUGUGGAUGAAGCCUAUCGACUUAGCCAAGGUCUUUUUGCGCAGGAAGCCAUUGACGAAGUCGUCGGGCUGAUGACCAACGAGAAGUUCAUGGGUAAGAUGGUCAUCAUCCUUGCAGGAUAUGAGAAGGAGAUGAAUCAGCUUUUGGGCGCGAACCCCGGGCUUUCCAGUCGGUUUUCCGAGGAUUUCAUUCUACCCAAUAUGUCGUCACUCCGAUGCAUCGAGCUGCUUGACAAGGAACUGCGCGGGUCAAAGGUUGUCGUCCAAGGGCUCUCUGAUCCAUCGUCAUCACUGUACGAAGAGAUGCUAAGCAUCAUCGCUGAUAUGGCGAGCCUCGAAAACUGGGGUAAUGCACGCGACGUAAAAUCUAUUGCGAAAAAGCCCCCGGUGUCCCACAGAUGGCUACCUCCUCCGAAUCCCCCUUCUUCCAAAUCAUCUCGUAAACGUAAACGCGGACAGGAAAAACCUUCUAAAUCAUCUUGUAAACGUAAACGAGGACAGGAACAAACCCAACCUCCAUCCACUGGCGGGGGAUCCCCGCCAGACACUACGGCUUCAUCUCAGGCAAAUGACCAGGUGCAACGGGAUCCCGGUGUAGACGAUGCCACUUGGACACGGCUGCAGGCAGAUAAAGCAGCAGCGGAAGCAGCUGAAAAGGAUGUUGCUGAAGAGUUGCGAAAGCGUCAGAUUGCGCAUCAGAAUACCAUGAACGAACUGCAAGCUGCGGAAGCUACUGCACAACAACUCGUGGAAGAAGUAGCGAACUUGCAGAAUGGUACUGCCAAUGAGGAGCUCAUGCGCCAGCGAGAGGCUGCUCGCAUCCGAGUACUAGAGGCUAAAGCCGCUCGAGAGAAAGCCUUAGGUGCGCAGAGGGAGAAGCAUCAAGAGCAAGCGAGGAAGAGGCGCGAAGAAGCUCAAGUACAGCAAAAGUUGCGACAAGUGGGUGUGUGUACUGCAGGGUUUCGCUGGAUCAAGCAGUCGCAAGGUUAUCGGUGCGCUGGUGGUUCCCAUUUCAUUUCGAAAGCCGAUCUGGGUAUCUAGGUUGGACUCGACGUCCCACCCACUGAACAGUCGUACAUAAUCAUCAGUCUCCCAGGAAAACCAUGUACGAGCGCUCCUUGAAUUAUAUUCUAGUUUGUAUGCAUCGAACACCCCACUGUAAAUUGAAGUAUGUACUGUUAAUCUGAC